UAAAAUCAUUACUUAAUUUGACAGUUUCAGUCCCAUAAGUUCAAAAUAUUUGCAAAAUGAGUAAAACAGGGUAUGCCGAAGAGCCACUUCAGCUUAAAAAAGUUAAAAUAGUUAACAAUCAUGAAAAGGAACCACCGAGAAAGGAAAACGUCUCGUUAAGAGAAAAACUGUGGAAUUUCGUGACAGUCAGCGGCAAAAAUCCGGACACAAUUAAGUUUUUUAACAGCGAAUUGAAAAUAGAAGCAGAAAAGCAAAGACAUUGGGACAAUUUUCGUUACGCAAUUCAUCCUCUUAAUGUUAACCAAGAGUUCUAUCGUAUAGAAAUUGUUGAAGAGCAACUUUUUAAUUUAAUAAAGUAUGUUACCGGAAAAGCUCUGGUCAUUUCGGUUUGGAUGGUAACUCUGGCAAUUUUUAUGUCAACAAUGACACUAGACAUCAAGUUUGAAGAAAUUAUAACCGAGUUAAAAGAAUAUAUGGUUUCUAAACAACUACCAGAGGAGCUUAAGAUAAGAAUGGUCAGCUAUUACAAAUUUAAAUAUCACAAAGCGUAUGUUAACGAAAAAUAUAUAAGAUCAAUAUUUUCUACUAAUCUGAAGCGAGAAAUGGACGUUUUUCUUUAUAAGUCUUUAAUCAAUCAAGUAUCAAUAUUUUCCCACAUAUCACCAAAGAACAUGCAACUAAUAACAGCUAAUUUGGUGCCGGAAAUAUAUCUUCCAUCCGACUUAAUCAUCCAAUCGGGUACUCACGGUGACUGUAUGUACUUCAUUGAGAGCGGAACCGUAGCAGUUUUCACCCCAUCUGGUAAAGAAAUUUGUCAUUUACACGACGGAGAUUACUUCGGAGAAGUUUCAUUAUUAUCCGUCAGUAAGAAGAGGACAGCGAGCGUCGUAGCAAUAGAAGCCACCAGAAUCUAUAAAUUAAGAAACAAAGUGUUUCAUACGUGUUUCAAAAAAACCGAGCAAGCCUAUCAACUUAUUCGCGAGAUGGCAAAGAAAAGAAUUUUACAAACCGAUGACUUGGAGCGGCUUUUUAAGAAGGAUAAGUUAGAGCAACAAUAUUUGGAGAAUUUUAGGGAGUAGCGAGGAGUUUUUUUAUUAUUAUUCCAUAGAUUGAUUUCAUUAUUUUAAAUUUUAUAAUUGUUGUUGUCACUGAUUUUUUGAAUGUAAGUGAUAAUGUUAUAGGAAACCUUAAUAUAUUUAAUUUUGUAUUUUAAUAAAAUGAAAUCGUAUUGACAAACUA
Messenger RNA from Anthonomus grandis grandis, 1239 nucleotides. Its product is annotated as potassium/sodium hyperpolarization-activated cyclic nucleotide-gated channel 3-like. The transcript has 2 exons. NCBI's taxonomy places the organism in Eukaryota, Metazoa, Arthropoda, Insecta, Coleoptera, Curculionidae. The record is from RefSeq and is a predicted model, not a curated record. Bases 57 to 1079 code for a protein of 340 amino acids.